UCCCCUCCCUCCUCCACCGGCGGCGGCGGCGGGCUCGGCGGCGGCAGCGGGGCGUGCAGGCGGGCUGCGGGAACGGCACGGAUGAGGCGCAUGCGCGCCGUGGACGGGCGCUGGGGCUGUAGCGGCUCGGCGCGGAGAGCCCGGGCGGGGCUGGGGGCCGGGACCGGGGCCGCCGCCACCGGGAGCGGCAGGGGGGUCGUCGUCGUCGGUGGCGGCGGCGUUGGGGCGGAGGAGGGCUCCGCGCUGUGCCAGGAGGGCUGGCGGGGCCAGUCGCGGGGCUCGGUGCAGCAGCUGGCGGAGCGCUACGCGGACCUGGCGGCCAGCCACAGCGAGGCGCUGCGGCAGCGGGAGGAGCGCGAGUGGCACAACGCGCGGCUGCGGCAGGAGAACGCCCGGCUGCGGCUGGAGAACCGCCGGCUCCGCCGCGAGAACCGCUGCCUCUUCAGGCAGGCCCUGCUCGGGCCCGAGCCGCGGGACCCCCGGCAAGGGGAGGCGGAGGAGCUGCGCGCCCAGCUGGGACGGCUGCAGGAGAGGCACCGCCGCGCCCUGCAGCAGCUGCGGCGCUGCCGGGCCGAGGGCGGGGCGGAGGACGGCGAGCUGGAGGAGCUGCUGCUGCGGGAGGAGGAGGGCGACGAGCGGCCGCCGGCCCCCCUGGAGAAGAGGGGGCUGGUGGUGGAGCCCGUGUAGCCGGCCCCUUGGGGAGGGGGGGGAGCCCCUGCCCCGGGGUGUGCUCUGCGCCCUUCCUCCGCCCACAGGGCACGGCGCGGAGGCGGAGGAGAUGUGGACCGAGGAUGGAGGGGGAGGAGUGCUGCUGCUGUGGAGGAGGGAGCCGCGAGGAAGCGAGCGCUUGGCCGCGCAGCACCGCGCUGUGCUCUCCUAGGGGAUCCGCUGCCGGCCGCUCGUUGCGUCAGCGAGCCUCGGUAGCCGGAGAGGCCGCCUGAAAGAUGCCUGGCGGCUGCUCUGUGUCCUGUGUGCGUCUGUGCUAAAACGGGGAGGGGUGGGGGAAGCUUGCAAGCUUCUGGGCCGGCACUCUGGUGCGAGGUUGGUGAUCCCUCGAACACUGAAUUGUCUGGACGUUGAGUCAAAAGCAGUACCCGCUGUCUUUAAGGAUGGACUGUGUUCACCCUCAUGUUCAAUAUUGGUUUGUAUUUUGCACUUUUCACUUAAAAUGGCAUAAAAUUCAUGAUAAUAAAAGCGUGGCAUGCCAAGCGACCGUCUCAAGUGUGAUUUGUAACAGGCAGUUACUUUGAAAUUACAGGUGAAACACCAGUCACACCUUUGUAACACAGUUCCUCUAAGCACAUGACAUUUAGUUAUUUUUCAGACCUCUUUUCCUUAAUAAAACCAGUUUGCAAACAAGCCUUGUGAGGAACUGACACUGCAGUUUGUUUCGUGGUAUUCCUUCAUUAUUGUUUUUCAUCAUUUAAGAGCUGGAUGAUGUCUUCAGGUUUGGUGUUAGUUCCUUUUUAUCUUUAAAUAACCAAGCUCUAUUUUAGUUCAAUGUAAUGUUAAAAGGUUUAAAUGCCAUCCUAAGGAUUUUUGGAUAUAACUUGAACACUGUAGUUGUUACUCCUUUGCAUAACAUCUGUGUAAGCUUCUAAUCAGAAAGUGCUGUAGCACUUGUUAACUUGUUCCAUCCGUUUCGAUCUGCAGCAUCAAAAAAUGUGUUCUCAAUACAUAAAAAAAGAUGUGUCAGAUGGUACAGUUAAUUGCUUCUUAAUGAGAAAUCUUGGCUGUUGGUGUGUGGAUGUAUUGCUUGAUUACCUUGUUUUGGAAAUGUGAAAGCAUUCUUAGAAACAUCUGAAUUAAUUAAAUGCUUAAGAAUUACAAGAGAUACAACCACCACAACAGACAGUUGUCUUAUUUUCUAGCUUUUUGUUUUGUUUUGUUUUUAUUGAAGUGUGUAUAUGAUGAAUAGCUAAGCAGUGUGAAGAGUUUGUCAGAAUAGUACAAUGGAGAAUGGUGUUAAAAUACAAUGUUAGAAAAGUGCAAAUGUGUACCUUUUAAAAAUAUCAUUUUAGAAAGUAUUGGGAUGUACAAAAAAAAAAAAAGGUUCUGUAUUUUUUUAAUGCAAUAUGCAAAACUUUGUAACUAAAAUUUUGGGGCCCUCCAAAUGAUGGAGGUCUUUAUAUUCUAGAUAAUGUAAGAAUAUUAGUACUUUUAAUAAGCUCUAUACAAGUUUAUAUAAAGUGUUUUUAUUAAAUUCAUAAAAUGGGCUCUAGAUAUGACUUGACAAAGAGUUCAUAAAGUAAAACCAUUCAGAUAAUUAAAAGAAUCUCAGAUAAUUACAUUGUUAAGGCUCAAAUUUAUGGGAAAUACUUUUUUAUUUUAAAUUUUGAAAUUGUUACCUCCAGGUGAAUUUCAGUAAAGUGUCAAUUAAGUCAAGUUGCUGAAGUUUCAUCUAGCCAAUCAAUCAUCUGAUCUCAUUGUGUUAGAGAGCAAGAGGUAAGAAAAUACAAGAUUUGGAAAAGUUCUCUCUAGUAAAAUUAUGCAAAAAUAACUCUCACUUUUCCUUAAUUAAUAGUUUGCAGGUGGUAGGUUUCCUUUACGACGCACUUGCAUGAUCUUUGGCUACAGGAAACUUCAAAGACUUGCUGGAAAAGUGAGUAUACUUCCUAAAGUAUAUACCUAUAAAGCCUUAACGCUUGUAAUCUGAAUUUGUCUAUGUGACUAGUUCUAAAAUUCGGUAAUUUGAUACCAUCACAGAAACAGUCACAUCUGUCUCUAAAGCCAAAACCCCUUGUGUUGAUGGCUGGCAGAAAACCUAGAGCAUCUCUGGAAUUGUCUGAGAACUUACAGCAUCUAUGCAUCUGAAGUGAUAGAAGAUGUGAAGGUCUUUUUUCUUAGAGGCCUUUUCCAAACUGAAUCACGGAACGCUAGGAAUUGGUAGGGGCCUUGAAAGAUCAUCCAGUGCAAUCCCUCAUGACUCAUGAUUCUACAAAGAGCUAUUACAAUUGUAAAAAGUGCUUAAACCUUCCUCUACAUUUGAUUGUGGUUUGUUUUAUUCCUCUUUUAUUCUUUCUGUCGGAUAAACAGUCAAAUCUUGAAAAUCUAGUUUUCAAUUCCUACUCCUCAAUCUUGUCUUUAAUUCUGUUUAUCAUGUUCUGGACUGUACGACAAGUGUUUAUUCUUCUUCUGUUCUAGUUGUUGAGGCAGUGUUUCUAUGUGUUGCUGCACUGAGCCUUCCCUCCUGUUGUUUGACUGAAUGCUUCUACCCUAAAUUUGGAAGAGAGUCCUUUACAGAACAAAGUUGCUGUAUUAUAUUCAGCAAACUGAACCAUGCUGUGCUGUUAUCCUUCUUCUCAUACCUUUACCAUUUUAAUUCAAAAUCAUGUCAGUUCUAUUCUGAUGGUUUUCAAAACCACGUAUUUCAAAACAGAGAUUUUUUGUGUUUUUGACUAUAGGUUUUAAGUAUCUACUUUGUCGUAGCUAACUGUUUUUCUCUGUUUGUUUGUUUGUUUGUUUACCAUGAGGCCAAAUUUCUGGGGCCCAAUGGAUUAUUUUCCCAUUUAAAGGAACGCUUUUAGCUUAUAAUUAACUUUCAGGUUACAGUAUUUUGUAGUGUUGUAUGAAAGUGAGUUUGAAAAUGAGAUGUGUGUGUUUUGUUUCGUUUUGCAAAUUAGAGACUGGAUUAAAUCCAUAUUUGGAUUUGAGGGUCUAUGUGAGCCUUUUAUUUUGUUUAUAGAUAAAUACAUAGAAACACAGCGGCAGAAUGUAUAAAAUAUUUGGUAGUAUUGGCUACCUAUUCACCCUGUUAAAUUGCAGUAUUUAAAUUAUGAAUAUAUAAUCUCACAACUUGCUUUCACAAAAAAUAUAUGUAUACGUAUGAAUUUGUGUAGUUAAACAGAAAGUCAGAUCCUGUAGCCUUUCACUUUGUUACUAACAUGAUUAUCUUUUGUUUUUUAAAUGUUCAGUCUUAGCUGCAGACCUUUGUUUACCCUUCUCUCCUAUACCUUAUGUUAAAAAAAAAAGUUAUAAAAUAUAUGCUAAAAUGGAAGAUAUAUGCAUGGCUACAUUAAAACUAUGUUAAAAUCUU
Molecule: messenger RNA, 4036 nt
Organism: Anas platyrhynchos (mallard)
Lineage: Eukaryota; Metazoa; Chordata; Aves; Anseriformes; Anatidae
Source: RefSeq, a predicted model, not a curated record